Molecule: messenger RNA, 886 nt
Organism: Hylaeus volcanicus
Lineage: Eukaryota; Metazoa; Arthropoda; Insecta; Hymenoptera; Colletidae
Gene: ND-23
Product: NADH dehydrogenase (ubiquinone) 23 kDa subunit
Exons: 4
Coding region: 212-826 (204 amino acids)
Biological process (GO): mitochondrial respiratory chain complex I assembly; mitochondrial electron transport, NADH to ubiquinone
Cellular component (GO): membrane
Molecular function (GO): NADH dehydrogenase activity; 4 iron, 4 sulfur cluster binding
Source: RefSeq, a predicted model, not a curated record
UACUUGAAGAUACUUUACCUAAAUUGGACAGAAGGAUUUAAACCGAAUGCACUCUUUCUGAUAUAUACGUGCAUUUAUUCAAGUGCGUAUUAUGACAAGUACGAAAUUGUUAAUUUUGUAAUCGAAGAAGGUUAUUGUUACUUCAUAUGUGUUUAGUGAAGUUUCAAUAUUAAUUAUUCGUAUACUAAGAAGUUGUUUUUACAAUUUCAAGAUGUCAUCUCUCAAGCUUGCACCAUUAGGCUUGAAGCUAUUACAAACAACUCCAAAGGUUUUGACUGUGCCCUCAUCUCGAAGUAAAUAUUAUUCUGUUUGUAAAGAGAAAAAUGUAAAAACAUGGAAUGACAUUGCUGACGAAGUAGUAGAGAAAGCAUUUUUCUUAGAAAUUGUUCGUGGACUGGGAAUUACAUUGUCCCAUGUUUUCAGAGAACCAGCAACGAUAAAUUAUCCAUUUGAAAAAGGACCUUUAAGUCCACGAUUUAGAGGAGAACAUGCACUAAGAAGAUAUCCUUCAGGAGAGGAGAGAUGUAUUGCAUGUAAAUUAUGCGAAGCAAUCUGCCCUGCUCAAGCUAUCACUAUUGAAGCAGAAGAAAGAGCUGAUGGUUCUCGACGAACAACAAGAUAUGAUAUAGAUAUGUCUAAAUGCAUUUAUUGCGGUUUUUGUCAAGAGGCUUGUCCAGUGGAUGCAAUUGUAGAGGGUCCGAAUUUCGAGUUUUCUACAGAAACACACGAAGAAAUGUUAUAUAAUAAAGAAAAACUUUUGAAUAAUGGAGACAGGUGGGAAUCUGAAAUUGCGAGUAAUAUUCAUGCCGAUCAUUUGUAUCGUUAAACAAUUUGUGAAGUGUAGUAACAAAUUAUGUAUAGUAAAUAAACUAUAAGUAUAGUUAAA